Messenger RNA from Effrenium voratum, 1494 nucleotides. The record is from the annotation of a GenBank genome assembly. Lineage: Eukaryota; Dinophyceae; Suessiales; Symbiodiniaceae.
AUGGCGCUGACCGCCCGGCUCCAUCUGCGUCAAGCCCAGACGAUGGCGAUGACGCCGCAAUUGCUGCAGUCGAUCCGUCUGCUGCAAUUCUCGCACAUGGAGCUCGAACGGUUCAUCGACGACCAGAUCGAGCGCAACCCGCUGCUCGAACGCGCCGACGAGGCGGGCACGGCGCAGCCGGCGGCCGAGAUGCCCGAACCCGCCCUGCCGGUGGAUGCGGCCGGCAUGGCCGACCGACUCGAUACCUCGCUGGAAAACGUCUUUCCCGACGAUCCGGGCCGGACCGAUGGCUCGGCCUCCGCCCGAAAAGGGGCGCAUCGGGAGCGUCAGCCCGGACUGCCAUCGAUGGGCGUGCCGGACACCGAUUGGCCGGUGGAGGAAUUCGCCGACCGCCCGCCGGGCCUGCGCGAACAUGUGCGCGACCAGAUCGCCAUGACCGUGCGCGGCCAGGCCGACCGGGCGAUCGCCAUCGACCUCGCCGAUCAUCUGGACGCGCGCGGAUAUAUCGAGGCCGAUCUCGACGCCAUCGCCACGCGGCUGGCAGUGCCGCGUGAGGCGAUCGAUCGCGUGCUGGGCAUGGUGCAGACCUUCGAUCCGGCCGGACUGUUUGCGCGCGACCUGCCCGAAUGCCUGGCGUUGCAGUGCGCGCGCCGCGACCGGCUGGACCCGGCGAUGCGGGCACUUCUCGAAAAUCUCGAAUUGCUGGCGCGGCGUGAUUUCAAGGCUCUGUCGCGUCUGUGCGGCGUCGAUCAGGCCGAUCUCGUGGACAUGCUGGCGGAGAUACGAACCCUCGAUCCGCGCCCCGGCCUUGCUUUCGAACACAGCCCCGUCCAGGCGGUCGUGCACGAUGUCGAGGUGCGGAAGGGCGCCGACGGAGCGUGGCAGAUCGAACUCAACCGCGAUGCGCUGCCGCGCGUUCUGGUUGAUCGCGACUAUUAUGCGACCGUGACCGCCGGCGCGCUGGACGGCGCGGAAAAGUCGUUCAUGACGCAAUGUCUUCAGGAUGCGCACUGGCUCGAGCGCAGCCUCGACCAGCGCGCCACCACGGUGCUCAAGGUCGCAACCGAGAUCGUGCGCCAGCAGGACGGAUUUCUGACCGAAGGUGUCAGCGCCCUCAAGCCGCUGACGAUGAAGAUGGUCGCCGACGAAAUCGCCAUGCAUGAGUCGACCGUCAGCCGCGUCGUCGCCAACAAGUUCAUGAUGACGCCGCGCGGCCUUUACGAAUUGCGAUUUUUCUUCUCCGGCGCGAUCUCGGCGACCGAUGGCGGUGAUCGCGACCAUGCGACCGAAAGCGUGCGUCAGCGCAUCCGCGAUCUCAUAGAGGCCGAACGUCCCGAGAAGGUGCUGUCCGAUGAUGCGCUGGUGGUCCAGCUGCGGGCGGACGGCAUCGACAUCGCGCGGCGGACGGUCGCCAAGUACCGGGAAUCGAUGAACAUUGCAUCCUCCGUCCAACGCCGGCGCGAAAAGCGCGCUCUUGUGCUUGCCGGAACGUGA